Molecule: messenger RNA, 6197 nt
Organism: Ictalurus furcatus (blue catfish)
Lineage: Eukaryota; Metazoa; Chordata; Actinopteri; Siluriformes; Ictaluridae
Gene: ppp6r2a
Product: protein phosphatase 6, regulatory subunit 2a
Exons: 23
Coding region: 3038-5599 (853 amino acids)
Cellular component (GO): nucleus; cytosol
Molecular function (GO): protein phosphatase regulator activity; protein phosphatase binding
Source: RefSeq, a predicted model, not a curated record
UCGCACUCUGGAGCACUGACUCUUUCACACUCGAGCACUGACCCUUUCACACUCUGAAGCACUGACCCUUUCACACUCUGGAGCAUUGACCCUUUCACACUCUGGAGCACUGACCCUUUCACACUCUGGAGCAUUGACCCUUUCACACUCUGGAGCACUGAUCCUUCCACGAGCUGCCCCUUUCGCACUCGGAAGUGCGCUGACCCUUUCACACUCUGGAGCAUUGACCCUUUCACACUCUGGAGCACUGAUCCUUUCACGAGCUGCCCCUUUCGCACUCGGAAGUGCGCUGACCCUUUCACACUCUUUCAAACUGGGUAAUCGGGGUAAAAUGGUGUAGCCUUUUACUUUUCUUUUGAUGUGUUUAACUGUGGUGUGACUGUGUUUAGUUUAGAGGAGAAUUGUAGAAUAGCUUUGUGCUGAAUGAGUAGCUUGUGGUACAGUUACAGCGUCAAGGGGAGUCACUCCCCUGUGUAGUGUGUUACAUUUAAACAGCUACAUAACAAAUAAAAAGAUUUGUUUUACAGAAAUCAAUAAAUGAGUGUUUUCUUCUUGGUGGUUAAACAUACUGAUCUUCCAGGCAACUAAAACUGAUCACUCAGAAACAAAACCUGCAAUUGCUAGUGAUUUUUUUUUUUUUCUUUUCUGUUAACAAAAUUUCUUCAGUUGUCUUCAUUACAACAUCUGAGCAGUCAGUUGGAAAAGUGUCGACCACUUGGCUCUCGAUGUUAGUCUGUUCACUGUGGGUGUGGGGAGACAGAUAUGAUGUAGCUCAGGGAUGACGGAGACCCACAUUUACACUUGUGUCUUUCAUAUGCCAUGCAUCAUAAAGAAUCUUAAGGCUAAGUGAACAACUUCUCAAUGAGCAAGUUAGGAGAAACUUUUUUAAAAAUAACUGUUAAUCCUAAUAUAAAGAUUCCCAGUUUUCCGGUUUAAGAGUAAAUCAUAAAGGGUUUUGCUGUUAAAAGCUGCGUUUAAACCCAUGAUCAUCUCAGUGUAGUCUACAGUAGAAGUUCUCAUACUUUUUACAGCCAGUCAUCUCUUUAAUCUGAAAUUAAUUCCAUGUACAGCUGCAGUACAUGUUUGUAGUCUUUCAUAAUUCACUGACUGAAGUUCAUUUUGCGAAAUGUCAUCCGGUGAGAUCAUCAAAAUAGACCACCCUGAGACUUUUAUAUAGAAAACAAUUCAAUGACAAAUGAAGAUUUAUACGACAGUCACCUUUUUAAUUACUGCUAGUUUGCCAUAUUGUUGUGAUUUAUUUGUAUAUUUGUAUUGUAACUUUUCCUGUUUUACUUCAGUGGUCAAGUCUGUGCCUGGUAAAUAUUAGUGAACUUUACUAUUACGUGGAGCAACCACGUUUUGUUAUAGACUCAAAGGCCAUUUUAAUAGGAACACGUGUAUAUCUGCUCAUUCAUGCAGUUAUCCAACCAGCCAAUCAGAAAGCAACAGCACAAAGCAUAAACAAGCACAGAUACAGGUUAAGAGCUUCAGUUUACAUCAAAGAUCAGAAUGGGGGGGGAAAUCUCAGACUGCUGGAUUGAAUAUUUUAGAAAUUUUAUUUUAGAAGCAUUAAAAUGUCUCCAGGGUCUGUGUAAAGAGAGCGCAAGAGUUCUGUGAUACCCAACAUGGUGUGUCAGUAACGCUGAAAACACUAAGACAUGACAUCUCAAGUUGUUUAUUAAAACAGUCUUUACUCUUUUUGCUAGUCCACCCUGAACGACACACGAGCAAACUAAUAAUAAACCAGAGUAGGAACCAUGGAACCAUGGUUCCUUAGUGUACAUUUCCUCCUCGUUUUGUUUGACAACAUGGAGGAGCUGGUGUCUAAAAAAAAUUCACAAGGAACUGCUGGAUUUCUACACAAUGGACAUUGCACAAACACGGUUCACCAGAAACGACGCUGAACCAAACAAAAGCAUUUGAAAAAGCUGCCCAUAAGAAAACAAGUAAAUGCUGAAAGGAUGUAACUGAUGCAGUGAGAUUUCAAAUGGUCACAGAUAUAAUAAUACCCAUCAGAAUGGCCAAAAUGAGGGUUUUAACCAACUUCUAAAAACACGUUAUUUAUGUGCUUUCAGAGUCACAAAUAUUUUUCUAACACUGCCAUUCCCCAGAGAAGUGGCCAUUCUCCCUCCUCCAAAUGGCAUUCUAGAAGUAUAAACUAGACAAGCCAAAGCCAAAUAACUUUCUACCCCCGUGUUGAGCAGAAAAGCAUCUCAGAACAUGCUUGAGGCUCAGAAUCUUGAGGCUGAUGGGCUUCAACAACUGAAGACCACAUUGAAUUCCACUCCUCUCAGUUACAGUGGGCACGGGUUCUCCAAAACUGGAUAGAUGAAGAUUGGAAAAAAAUAAAAACAUUGCUUGUCUUUUUUGUUUUUUUGUUCCAUUCUGUGUAAACUCUUGUGUGUGGAAAAUCCCAGGAGAUCAUCACGUUCUGGAAUACUAAAACAAACACAUCUGGCACCAUCAUCCUUUUCAGUCAAAGUCACUGAGAUCACAAUUGUCCCCCAUUCAGAUGUUUGAUGUGAGCAUUAACUGAAGCGCUUAACCUCUAUCUGUAUGCCUUUUCUGAUAUUAUACAUGCACUGCUGCCACAUGAUUGCUUGAUUAGAUAAUUGCAUGAAUGAGCAGGUAUACCAGUGUUCCUAAUAAAGUGGUUAUUGAGUGUACGUCGUCAUACAUUUAGUCUUGUUGCAGAUAAAUUGGUACAUGUGUAGUGUUUGUUCUGCAGUCACUGACUGACAGUAAAGUGUUUCCAGAAUGAGAAGUGGUUUAUGGUCACAGACGUUAUGUCGUACUCGUUUGCCUGCGUUUCUCUGUUUUUGUUUCUCACUCAUGCUUCUGGUCUUCCAGGGUUCCUCUAAGGUAAUUGUGUUCUGAGGAGGCUCUGCUGGGAAGCGGACUCCAUGCUGAUUACUGCUAGUUCGCUCCAUGCCCUCUGCUGUCUGCCACUCCAAUGCCUGUCUACUUGUGGAGAAGGUGUAAUUAAGGAUUCACUCAUUUCAUCUGCUGGCACGUGCUUCCUCUUGCAGCCGUUGCCAUGUUCUGGAAGUUUGACCUGCACACCACCUCCCACAUCGACCAGCUGCUUGAUCGGGAGGAUGUAACUCUGAAGGAGCUGAUGGAGGAGGAAGACCUGCUGCAGGAGUGCAAGGCACAGAACCACAGACUCCUGCUCUUUCUCUCACAGGACCACUGCAUGCAUGAGCUGGUCGGCCUCAUCACAGAGGAACCCUCUUUUGACCUGGAGGAGAAAAUACGCUUCAAACUUCCGAACAUUGCCUGCGAUCUCCUCACCUCUGAUGUGAACACCAUUAAUGACAAGCUGGGUGGAGAUGUAUCUUUGCUGGAGAAGCUCUACAGCUUUCUAGAACAGGAUCCUCCUCUCAACCCCCUGCUGGCCUCCUUCUUCAGCAAGACCAUCGGUAACCUGAUAGCACGCAAAACAGAGCAAAUGAUCUCGUUCCUGAGGAAAAAACACAACUUCAUCAGCCUGGUGUUGAACCACAUAGACGUAUCCCCCAUGAUGGAUCUGCUCCUGCGUCUCAUCAGCUGUGUGGAACCAGCUCCCCUCAGACAGGAGGUUCUCAAUUGGCUGAAUGAGGAGCGACUGAUCCAGAGGCUGACUGAGCUCAUGCACACAGGGAGAGAUGAAGAGAGACAAUCAAAUGCGUCCCAGACUCUCUGUGACAUUAUUCGUCUAAGUCGAGAUCAGGCCAAUCAGAUCCCAGAGGCCAUGGAACCAGACCCGUUACUGGCAGUCCUGGAGUCAGAAGAGAAUGUGGCGCAGCUUUUAAAGAGCAUGUUUGAGAAGAUGACCAGUGAAGCCUCUAUUGUCAAUGGAACUCAAGUGCUUCUGACAUUACUGGAGUCAAGGAGGACAGGGCUGGAGGGUCUAAUGGAGCUGUAUUCUCAGGGAUGUGAAAGGUCUUACACUGUCAACAGCAGUAUUCUACGUACUAUUGAGCCUCAUCUAAAGGACUUCCAACAACUUCUACUGGACCCUCCUAAGAAAAGUGCAAUACUCACAACUGUUGGUGUUCUGGAGCAGCCAUUGGGGAACACGCGCCUUCAUGUGGCCAGGCUGGUGGCCUCUCUGCUGCAGACAAGCGACAACAGCAUCUGGCAAGAGCUCUGCAGGCUUAACACCAUGGACCUUCUGCUGGAUUUAUUCUUUAAAUACACCUGGAAUAACUUCUUGCACUUUCAAGUAGAGAUGUGUGUGACAUCGAUUCUGAACCACUCGGCUCACAUGGGUCUGCAUGCUUCGAUUCUCCAGAACCACGAAGACAAGCCUGACUCAGACGGCCAGAAUAGCAACACAGACGCACCACACGCGCCCACCCGUGCUGCCUUGGUGGCCAAUCUCUUCCAACAGUGUCGCCUGGUGCAAAGGAUUCUGGACGCCUGGGAGGAGAAUGACAGAAUUCAAGCUGAGGGUGGGACCAGGAGAGGUAACAUGGGUCAUCUGACUAGAAUCGCCAACACUGUGGUACAGAACCUGGAGAAAGGACAUGUCCAGUCUCAGAUUAGUGAUCUCAUCAAAGAGCUCCCUGAGGACUGUAGAGGGCGUUGGGAGAGUUUUGUGGGAGAAACCCUUAGAGAAACAAACAGGAGAAACACAGUAGACUUGGUCAGCACACAUAACCUGCAUUCUUCAAGUGAAGAUGAUGACAUGGAGAGCCCUUUCCCCAAUGAUCUGUCUAUCCAACAGGCAUUCUCUGAUUAUCAGAUUCAGCAGAUGACCGCUAACUUUGUAGAUCAGUUUGGCUUCAAUGAUGAGGAGUUCAGUGAACAUGAUGAAAAUAUCAAUGCUACUUUUGAUCGAAUUGCUGAGAUUAACUUCAGUAUUGAUGCAGAUGAUAAUAGUGCCAGUGCUGCUGCCUUUGAGGCUUGCUGUAAAGAGAGAAUACAGCAGUUUGAUGACUGUGAAGAAGAAGAAGACAUUUGGGAGGAUAAAGAGAUCAGCUAUGCAACUCGAGUGAAAUCCCGAUCUAGGUUUGGCGUGUCUUUAUCUUCAGGAAGCUCACCUAAAGGUUCUGUGAGGAACGGGAAGCCAGGCCGCGGGUCGGCCAAAGAGGACGAAGAUGAGGAAGGGGAGAGUCAGGUCUCUACUCGAGCAGCAACCAGCACAAAACACCCCACACCACAGACUCCACCGAGUCCUGUGUGCACAGCUGAUUGUGAUGAAACGAAGGACACUGCUUGGGGCUCCGCCUCCAACCAGGCCAACAAGGACCAUCAUGGUACAGGAUGGCCCAAUUUCACAGAGUUUCAGCCUUUCUGCAGCAGCUCCAGUAACUCUGAGAACCAGUCAGAAAAGAAAGUUUCAGACUGCAGCUCUUCUGUAGGCUCUGACAUCAAAGAGGAUCUGGGAAAUGACGAGGCUGAGGAUGCAUUCAAAUCAGCAGGCAACCGAAAAGAAGCAGCAGCAGCUCAGACGUACAGUGAUGCACCUGAUGAGGCACUGGAGAAGCUCACUAUUUCAGACACAGCAGCACCUUCAGAGUCCCAGACAGCCACACCCAAUUCAGAAAACACCACUGUGACAGACAAGAGAUUUGAUGCACCCUCUGAAACCACACCCAACGGACCGAUCUGAAGGUGUUUGAAGUGAAGCCAGACAAAAACCCAUUUGAACCCACUUUUUGCCACUUCUGUUCUAACUCUGGAAAAACAGUACCACUUUUGGUGUUAAAGUGAAAAUGCUGCCAAGUAGUUGAACAUGGAUUCUACCAAUCAGCAUGCACCACUGAAGGAAGAGGGAUGUGUAGCACACACCCAGUACCAGAACAGUGCUCACAGGAGCUUUUAUUUCUUUCAACUUUGUAUGAAAUUUGCUGUUUUUAAUGUAGCAGUUAUGGGUUUUGUUUUGUUUUGUUUUUUUCAGUUACAAGAUCAUUAAGCAUUCUAUGUUUCUUUGUUUAAGUUCCCAUCUUUUAAUUCAUUAUUUCCAUCCAGCCCAACCACAGAAACAGAUAUAUGAAGGGUGUUGUAGGAAAUCACGGGAUAUUGAAUCAUUAUAUAACGAUGCCUCACCCUUAUCUUCACUUAAAUUAAAUUGUUGUUAAUAUGUACUUAUGCAAGCCUUCAGUGUGUAUUUAAACAGAUCACACAGAUUGUUACAGAUAGUUUUCUGAUAUCUGUAAUAACUUUCCUACGCCUCUUCUCCACAAUAAAACUCAUGCAUAUAAAUUUAA